Molecule: messenger RNA, 2739 nt
Organism: Nerophis lumbriciformis (worm pipefish)
Lineage: Eukaryota; Metazoa; Chordata; Actinopteri; Syngnathiformes; Syngnathidae
Source: RefSeq, a predicted model, not a curated record
UAAGCGGCGUGGCUUUCCGGAGAAGUUUCACAUUUACGAUCUUAUAGAUUCAAAAAUAGCAUCAAAUACCUCAACUAUUCGCCUUUUCUUAAGCCCACCAAACGGACUUUGAGUGUGGAGCGAUGGAGUGUUAUGUGAAGUGAAGAUUGAAGACGUGAUAGAAGAUGGACGACUACUGCUAUGCUAAGAUGGCGACGUCCGCUAAAAGAGAACAUGAAAGAGAAUCAACUUCCAGCAAAUCACCAACGGAGAUAAAGACGAAAGAUGAAGACAUCCAGCAGCUGAUCGGUAAUCCAGAAGAAGUUUCCCCUCAGUUAGGGGGGAGCUCCACUUUGAAGCAGGAGACUCCACAACCACCCUGCAUUAAAAAGGAAGAGGAGGAACUCUGCAUCACUCAGGAGGGAGAGUGUCUUCUAGGACGAGAGGAAGCUGAUUACACCAAGUUUCCACUGAAUAUUAUCUUUGUGAAGACUGAAGAUGAUGAAGAGAAACCACAAGUAGACAACCUCUUAGCUCCACUAUCAGAUAGUGAGGCUGAAGACAAGGUUGAAGAACCUUUGAGCAGCGAUACAGACUGUGAAGGUGAUAUGAGGACUCACACUGACAACAAACACUCUGAAUGCUCUACAAAGAAGAGAGGUGAAACAUGUUUGAGCUGCUCAGUUUGUGACAAAAGCUUUACUCGAAAUAGCAAUUUAACUCGACACAUGAGAACACACACAGGUGAAAAACCAUUUAGUUGUUCAGUUUGCGGCAAAGGCUUUUCUCAAAAUAGCGAUUUGACUCAACACUUGAGAACACACACAGGUGAAAAACCAUUUAAUUGUUCAGUUUGUGGCAAAAGCUGUUCUAUUAAGAGACAUUUGACUCAACACAUGAGAACACACACAGGUGAAAAACCAUUUAGUUGUUCAGUUUGCGGCAAAAGCUUUUCUCUAAACAGUUCAUUGACACAACACAUGAGAACACACACAGGUGAAAAACCAUUUAAUUGUUCAGUUUGUGGGAAAAGCUUUUCUCGGAACAACUAUUUGACUCCCCACAUGAGAACACACACAGGUGAAAAACCAUUUAAGUGUUCAGUUUGUGGCACAACAUUUUCUGUUAAGAUGAAAAUGACUGUACACAUGAGAACACACACUGGUGAGAAACCUUGUAAUUGUUCAGUUUGUGGCACAACAUUUUCUGUUAAGAGGAGUUUGAUUGAACACAUGAGAACACACACAGGUGAAAAACCAUUUAGUUGUUCAGUGUGCGGCAAAAGCUUUUCUGUUAAGAGCACUUUUAUUGAACACAUGAGAAUACACACAGGUGAAAAACCUAAUAAGUGUUCACUUUGUGGCAAAAGCUUUUCUGUUAGGAGCAAAUUGACUCGACACAUGAGAACACACACUGGAGAAAAAACAUUUAGUUGUUCAGUGUGCUGUAAAAGGUUCCCACGUAAUGCAGACGCAGUAAAACACAUAAGAACACACAAGGGAAAAUAAACAAUUAGCUGUUUAGUUUGUGGUAUGUUGCUCAUAUGUGACGACAUCCACCCUACCCAGGACCUCCUCACUGCUUCUUUCACAAAUAUCUGAGGUAUUCAUACAAACUUGGAUUAUUUGGAGCAUAAUCUUAUCUACUCAUGACCCCAUGUCUUCUCUGUAUCUGAAACCUUCCUGAACAGUAAGAUAGAUGAUGCUUCAAGUGCUUGGUUACUCCUUCUUCAGUCCAGGGACCUGGGGCCUCAUGUGUCAAGUUUGUGCACGCUCAAAAACCUGCACUACACCCUUUUUCACUACAAAGUUGAGAUGUAUCAAAACUGACGUUGACGCAUAAGUGAUGCUGGGUAACUGUUUGCAUAACAAACUGACAACUUUUACUCCUCAGACUGAUUGAUGUGCAAAUCAGAGACAUAUGAACAAUUAACCUCCAACACCCACAACCCAACCCCCACCUCCCUCGACAUUCGGGCAUAACAGGUUCAAUCCAGCCCGUGAGAUAAGUUUGCGAAGUGUAAAAUUCAGCUGCAUUUUUAAUGAAAGAAACUGCUGUUCUAAUUGUGUCCACUGGAUGUCGCAAUAGCAAUUCUCUUAGGCAAGCAAAUAGUUUAUACUGGGGCGAGCAAGUAUACCAAGCAAAAGGUACACAGUAAAGUGUGACUCCUCCCCCUCGACCCAACAUAAAACAGGAGUAAAAUAAGCAAUCAAUAACCCCACUUAAAAUGCAGCAUGAGACACUGCACACUUAUAUAGUUCUGUGAAAAUGAUUGUCUUCUGUGCAAAUGUAAAGAAAGUGAACAGUGUGUGAUUUACUGCAAUACUGUCAGUCUUUGAACUUUUUAUUUGUGCUUUGUUGAAAUUGUUCACACAUUGCACAGCUUUUAUUUUUCUAUCAAUACACAUUAUGUCUAGAAGACAGGAAGUAACUAAACACUCUUGAAUAGUUUCUACCUCAGUUUGUAUGGUUUGUUGAGUUAGCACAGGAUUAAUAUGUAGAAAUGACAAAUGAGGUAGUUGAUACAUAUAGAAUAGUUUUUAUUCAUGCUUUUUUGUAUUUUGUUCAAUCCUAGAUGGGUUGUGACUUAAAGUUUAAUUGCUUUGUAGAAACACUGAGAUUAAGUCUAAAUUCAUUUUGUUCUUUAAGGUGUUUUUGAAAAUGCACCAUUUUUUUCCUCUAAAUGUUUAACUAGCUUGAAGUGUUUUGUCAAGAUGAUUAUUUGUGAUAUGUACAUUUUCAGAAUGUGCUUGUUCUAUU